This is a messenger RNA of Radiomyces spectabilis, 823 nucleotides long. RefSeq lists its product as uncharacterized. The coding region runs from base 16 to 741 and encodes 241 amino acids. NCBI's taxonomy places the organism in Eukaryota, Fungi, Mucoromycota, Mucoromycetes, Mucorales, Radiomycetaceae. The transcript is spliced from 6 exons. The record is from RefSeq and is a predicted model, not a curated record.
AAGAAAUCAUCUACAAUGCGUUUUUCCUCUCCAGCCGCCGUUGCCGCUGUUCUUGUCACAACGUUGGCAACUGUGCAUUGUACUUUGGCUCCCAAUUAUCCCGAGCCAGGCACGGUUUGGACAGCAGGCAAAGAAUACGAAAUUCUCUGGGACGAAGAUAAUACCAAACCUACCAUUGCUGAAGCCUGGAGAAACUUUAGAAUCGAUUUAAUGACGGGUGAUAAUGACGACCAGAUGUUAUUGGCCAAUGUGAACUUGACCGCCAACUCCAUGUCAUACAAGUGGGUCGCUCCGGACGUUGAACCGCAUUCGUCCAUCUAUUUCCUCAUGUUUACCAAUGAGGCUGGAGAUAACGCCUGGACCACCCGUUUCGCUAUUGUCGGUGCUGAUGGAAAAGUGGCGCCACCGGAACAUCCCACACAACCCAAUGGCGAAAAGGUACCAUGGGGCGUUGGCAAAGUGGUGGCUACCGUUAAAUCUGCCGAGGAUGGACCAGCUGCCAAUGCGGUUAGUUCGUCGGCGUCGUCUGCCAGCGCUUCAGCAAGUCCAUCAUCCGGCGCGACCUCUUCCUCCUCCGCUUCUGCCUCUUCCAAGGCCUCUGCAGCGGCGACAACUUCUGCCGCGCAUCGCCCUUCCUCCACGACCCAUUCACGCUCCGCUGGUUCGUCGAUGUACUCCCAUGUUACCAUGACAGGUUUUGCCGUGUUGUUGACGGCAGCAGUGAUGAUGACCGUGUUCUAAGUUAUCAUUAGACCGGGUCGUUAAACCGAGCUAUAGAAGUUUAUAUUGUAUGUAUGUCAAAGGUUGGAAAACAAGGAAGUUG